Messenger RNA from Sycon ciliatum, 2182 nucleotides. RefSeq lists its product as uncharacterized. Bases 461 to 1492 code for a protein of 343 amino acids. The record is from RefSeq and is a predicted model, not a curated record. Gene Ontology annotation, biological process: cellular response to misfolded protein. The transcript is spliced from 5 exons. Gene Ontology annotation, cellular component: endoplasmic reticulum membrane. NCBI's taxonomy places the organism in Eukaryota, Metazoa, Porifera, Calcarea, Leucosolenida, Sycettidae. Gene Ontology annotation, molecular function: Hsp70 protein binding.
CAAGAUCACAGUGCCAGUGGUUUUCAUGUACAUACUCUUGUUGUGACUGAUUGCCAAUAAUAUUGGUCCUGGCAAUUAUUUCCAGAAACAGUCAUGCAGUGAAAUCAAAGUGCAUCAUUCCUUAUCUACAGACUACAGAGACAGAUUUUGUUCGUUAGACCUCCACUGUAGUCUGUACUUCUUGUGACAACAGCACUUAUUACAGAGUCAGCAUUGUGUCACUCUACGUUUGAGAUACCUUUACUUGACAACUUUUCUCGGUGUGAGAUCGUGGAAGAUACUCAACUGUACUGCAAUACUAUUCCAUCCAUAUAUCCUGCACAAUGCUAGUGGAAGCUGUCACGAAGAGCAAAGUGCUACUGUGUUUGAAAUGAUUACAUAGCAGCUUCACUGAUACAAGUAUCGACUGAGUGCUGGACCAGAUUCUCAUACAGUUGUGAGCACUCCUGAACGAAUAAGAAUGUCACUACAAAGCAGCUUAGAUCAAGAAGCAGAGUGCUUCCGUGUGCUGACGGCGUCCAGUCAUUUUGAAGUCCUGCAACUGGAAAAGACUGCCGUCGACGGUGACGUGGUACGUAAACAGUACAGAAAGAUUGCUCUGCGUGUUCAUCCAGACAAGAACCAUAGCCCUGAUGCGGAGCAAGCUUUCAAGGCAGUAUCACUAGCAUAUGACUGUCUGUCCAGUGAAGACAGCCAGCAGGACUACCUGGAUGAACUGAUACAUGGCACAAGCACUUCUAGUCAUAGUCACAGCCAAUCAGAUCAUCCCAAAAAGAAAUCGAAAUCACACGGCUCAAGCUUCAACCAUGGCGCAUACACUCGUAAAUGGUGGGAGCAGAAGUCCUGGGAAGAGGUGGAAAAAGAACUAAAGAAACAAGAAGAGGCCUGGAAGGAGCAAGUGGCACAUGAAGUUGCUGAAUACCAAAUGCGGAAAGAGAGAAAGUCAGCCUAUCGCAAGCGCCGCCAUGCUCGGGUACACAACAAACUAGCGCCGCUCUACGCCAAGUAUGGACUAAUGGAUGAAUUCUCAGAGAGGAAAGACGAGUUGAAACAAGAUGCAAAGGAGGCCUCGGCAGCGGUGUACGCUUCCACACACGACGAGACGAGACAGGCAGGACAAGUUCAAGCUCAUGGUGCUGGUCGCCAUGGGCGCGAGGAGAAAGCGGCAUCGCUGAUGAUUUGUGCGAGUGCAGACUCCUCCGAGGCAGCCACCAGUCUCUCGGUGUCGCGCCACGGUGGCAGUGCAGCAGCAUCUAGUGGUAGUCACACAGCAACUAGUACAGUCACUGAUAGAGGGCAGCAUUCUACUGCUAGUACAGGAACAAGCAGUCGCAGUGAACAUGAGCAGCAGCAGCCUGUCAUAUGUACGCUAUGCAAUCGCAAAUUCCGCGAUGACAACCACCUACAGGAUCAUGUUCGCUUCUCGCAAUUACACCAGACUAAUCUAGACAACUACAUGCAGCAAAGUCAUUCUGCUACAGCCGGUACGUAGCUGUAAUGCCCCUCCUCCGCCAUCUUACCACAUCCCGUUUGAUCUGCAGUUUUAGUACCAAAUCAAUCUUGUGAAUUAGUUGUAGGCUGCCAACAUGUUAGCCACAUCAAAAAAUUUAAUCUUUUUUAAAAUCUUUUUUCUUAAAAAUUAAUAAUGAACCUGGCAUGCAGGACUUGAGGUAAUACUAUUACGAAUUGCAAGUGUGAAACACCUGACAGUUUCUUUUAUCCAAACGUAGUUCGUGGACCAGUGCCGAUAUGCAGCAGGUACGCACACGCACACACACGCAUGCACAUGCACAACAACAAAGGAAGCUUGGCUUCUUGCCGAGUGAAUUGUCACAUCGUCAAAAUUCUUCCCUGCUAAUCAGUCCGCAAGACCAACAAGGAGAAAUCGGGAAGAAGGCUAAUGAUGCAAGUCAGAAUAUUGGGAUGCAGUAAACACCUAAACCAGUUAUUGAUUAUGCUCGGUUGCUCUAGACAAUGCCUAAAAGAAACGGAAAACUUACUGUGAUCCAUGACAAGUGAAGCGACAGAAAAGCAAUCAUCGUAACAUUUUGCAGUAGGAAUGCAGAAAGUGAUCAGGAUAAGCGCUGGUGUCCAUACGCAUGACACUCACAUGCCACAAUGUAAUCUCCACUGUCAGCAGAGUGGAGUUCGGCCAUGGUUGUUACAGUAGUAAAAAAAGAAA